This is a messenger RNA of Peromyscus maniculatus bairdii (prairie deer mouse), 2702 nucleotides long. RefSeq names its product TAP binding protein (gene Tapbp). Gene Ontology annotation, cellular component: membrane. Gene Ontology annotation, biological process: antigen processing and presentation of endogenous peptide antigen via MHC class I. NCBI's taxonomy places the organism in Eukaryota, Metazoa, Chordata, Mammalia, Rodentia, Cricetidae. The record is from RefSeq and is a predicted model, not a curated record.
UCAAAGUUGGCGCUUCUGGGUGAUCCAGGAGCGCGUGCAGGGUGCGGAGGGGCAGACCUGGAGGCAGGGUGCUGCGUGCCUCCCGCGUGCCGCCAACCCUCACUUGAUCUGAACGGGAAUUUCCGGUCCUUCACGCUGGCCUUCGGAGUAAAUGAAAGUGAAAGGGGAAGAGACCUAGAGUAGAGAUCGCAGCGCCAUGGAGCCUCUGCCCCUGCUUAUCGCUGUGGUCUUGGGCCUGGCGACCACCGUGUCGGCUGGACCGGCCGCGGUUGAGUGCUGGUUCGUGGAAGAUUCAGGUAGCCUGGCCAAGAGACCUGCCGCGUUGCUACUGCGCCAGGGACCCAGGGGUCCGCCGCCCCGGCCAGAUCUUGACCCUAAGCUGUACUUCAAGGUGGAUGACCCGGCCGGAAUGCUCCUGGCUGCCUUCAGGCGGUACCCCGCGGGCGCCCCCGCACCGCACUGCGAGAUGAGCCGCUUCAUCCCGUUCCCCGCCUCGGCGAAUUGGGCUAGAGGUCUGAUCCCGCAGCAGAACUGCCCGCGGGCCCUGGACGGGGAUUGGCUGCUGGUCAGCGUGUCCAGCACCGUCUUCAGCCUUUCUGUCCUGCUGCGACCACAGCCAGAGCCUCAGCGGGAGCCCGACUUCACCAUGGCAACAGUGGUGCUGACCGUCCUCACCCACAGCCCCAACCCUCGGAUCCAGCUGGGAAAAGAUGCGGUGCUGGACCUGAGCUUUGCCUACAUGCCCCCGACUCUGGAAGAUGCUCUGUCUCCGGCCGCAGGUCCCCCUCCCUUUGGGCUGGAGUGGCGUCGCCAGCACCGGGGCAAGGGUCACCUGCUGCUGGCUGCGACUCCCGGGCUGGCUGGGGAAACGCCACCAGCCCAAGAAAAGGCUGUGGCAUUUGCUGCUUGGGAUGACAAUGAGCCCUGGGGCCCGUGGACUGGGAAUGGGACCUUCUGGCUGCCAGCUGUGAAACCUUUUCAGGAGGGCAUCUACCUGGCUACUGUACACCUGCCCUAUCUGCAAGGACAGGUCUCCCUGCAGCUGACGGUGCACAAGCCCCCCAAAGUGUCUCUGACACCAGCCCCCCUUGUGUGGGCUGCCCCGGGAGAGACACCCCCGGAACUGCUCUGCCUCGUGUCCCACUUCUACCCUGCGGCGGGCCUGAGGGUGGAGUGGGAGCGCAGAGGUGGCCCAGAAGGCGGUUCUGGAAAGGCUGAGGGGGAGACGUGGCUCUCCACUGUCCGCCACCAUUCCGAUGGCUCUGUCAGCCAGGCUGGGCACCUGCGGCUGCCCCCAGUCACUGCCAAGCAGCAUGGAGCACGCUAUGCCUGUCGGGUCCACCACCCCAGCCUGCCGGCAUCGGGGCGCAGUGCUGAAGUCACCCUGGAGGUGGCAGGCCUCUCCGGGCCCUCAAUCGAGGACAGCAUAGGCCUGUUCCUGUCCGCUUUUCUCCUUCUGGGACUCAUCAAAGCACUAGGCUGGAUGGCUGCCUACCUGACCAUUCAUAAAGACUCAAAGGCGAAGGUCACAGCUGCCAGCCUGGACUCAAAGAAGUCACAGUAAAGGCACUCAAUUCCGUGGAAGGCCACCCUCAUCUUUGGCCCAGCUGACUCCAGUAGCUCCUCCCCUAAACAGCGUCCCUUCAUGUUAUCUUCUACUCCCUCCACUGAGUGGCUGGUGUUGCUUUUUUAUUUUAUUUUAUUAUUUUUUGGGUUUUUUUUUUUUUGAGACAGGGUUUCUCUGUGUAACAGCCCUGGCUGCCCUGGAAUUCACUUUGUCGACCAGGCUGACCUCAAACUUGCCGAGAUUCGCCUGCCUCUGCCUCCCAAGUGCUGGGAUUAAAGGCAUGCGCCACCACCACCCGGCUAUUUUUUAUUUUUGUUGUUUUGUUCUUGUUUUUAGACAAGGUCUCUCCAUGUAGCCUUGGCUGGCCUGGACUUCACCAAGCCAACCAGGCUGGCCUUGAAGUCCCAGAGAUCCACCUGCCUCUGGCUCUGGAGUAAGGAAGGGCAUUGGUCACCAUGCCUCAAGGAUUGUUUUUUAUUUUUAUUUUUUAAAGAUAAAUCUAGCAUUGUUAGAGUUCUAAGGCAGUGAUUCUCAAAAAUUUGGGUUCCAAUACAUCUUAAAAAUGAGCAAGAAGCCCAAAGACUUUUUGUUAUGUGGGCUACAGCUAUUGGAACUUAACUAAAGUUAAAAAAAAAAAAAAAAAAAAAAAAAAGCCAGGCAUAGUGGCGCACAGCACUCCAGAGGCGGAGGCAGGUGAAUCUGUGUGAGUCCCAUGCCAGCCUGAUGUACAAUAGGGAGUUCCAGGUCAGCAGGGUGGGGCUCUGUGGAGAGAACGAAACACAAGAAUCUACAGUAGUCUCGAGCCCUUUAAGACCACCGGAAAUAUCAGGUAUUCACAAGGGGCUCACAGCAUCUUAACACCACGACGCUUCUAGAGCCGAGCGGCCCGUGUGUCUCCCAUGGCAGACUAAGGCCUACCUCUCCAGCUCUCCUCUCAUACCACAGCGUUUCCUCUGCCUGCUCUACCAUCGCCAUCUCUGGGUUCCAGGCCUGAUGGGCCUCGUUCUGCCACUGACUCUCGAGUGUCCCUCUCGUGCGGCUCACCGGCUGAACCUGAAGAACGUCUGUCCCCUCCUGCCCGCCCGCCCGCCGGGGCACCAGUGUUGUGUGCCAAUAAAGUGCUUCGGAGUCCCCA